Molecule: messenger RNA, 1321 nt
Organism: Monopterus albus (swamp eel)
Lineage: Eukaryota; Metazoa; Chordata; Actinopteri; Synbranchiformes; Synbranchidae
Gene: hoxa9b
Product: homeobox A9b
Exons: 2
Coding region: 130-885 (251 amino acids)
Biological process (GO): embryonic skeletal system morphogenesis; regulation of transcription by RNA polymerase II; anterior/posterior pattern specification
Cellular component (GO): nucleus
Molecular function (GO): DNA-binding transcription factor activity, RNA polymerase II-specific; RNA polymerase II cis-regulatory region sequence-specific DNA binding
Source: RefSeq, a predicted model, not a curated record
CUGGACGCACUGAGCCCCAAGCUGGUGCAGCAAAGCAGCACAUUAUAUGAUGCAAUGCUUCAUUUCUUUCUAAAAGCUGCAGGACUGUAACGCGUUGUGUUUGUUUUUUUUUGCUUUUGUGUUUUUGCGAUGUCGACGCUGGGAACCAGUUACUAUGUUGACUCGCGUGUUCUUCCCGAGCAGGAAGAUAUAGCACCGAGGUAUUCAUCAGCUGCAGGGGUGGAGCAGGCGAUGCUCACCGAAUAUGGCGGACAGGAGUCUUGUCCUUUACAGGCGAAAUCUUCUAUUUUCGGGGGAUCCUGGAGUCCCAUCUCGGCCCACCCUCCAAACACAGCCGCUCCGACUUAUAUACAUCACCAUUACACGACUGGGGACAGCGAUGGCAUGUUUACGCGCUCCUGGGCGUUGGACCCCGUGUCUGCGUCCCUGUGUUUAACGGGAUUACCGUCGACAGCCAUGCAUUAUGAAAUCAAACCCGAGCCACUGAUUGGGAGUAAUGAGUGCACAACUUUGGAAACGCAUACACCUCUUUUGUCGAACACUGAAAACGGAGUGUCCCUGGUGGAGAUUCCCUGCGAUACCACAUCCACGUCUAAAGCCACAGACGAGAGCCCGUCAGCACAGGAGAAAGGGGAGACGGAUGCAAAUAACCCCUCAUCCCACUGGCUUCACGCAAAGCCCAGCAGAAAAAAGCGUUGCCCAUAUACAAAGCAUCAAAUCCUCGAACUGGAAAAGGAGUUUCUUUUUAACAUGUACCUCCCGCGGGAUCGUAGAUACGAGGUAGCGAGAGUCCUGAAUUUGACCGAGAGACAGGUGAAAAUCUGGUUUCAGAACCGCAGGAUGAAGAUGAAGAAAGAAAACAAAGACCGGCGGAGAGACAGUUAACAGGUUUUGGACUGAUGGUGGAUUAGACUGGGCUUGGGGUUGGGGUUGGGGGGUCAGACCUUAAUGUUCCUGAGCUGUUACACAUGUUGUUGUAAAGUUUGUGUUAUUAAAACAGUGCUGGAUGUUGUUGUUGUUUUCCCCCUGUGAUAUCCAGUGUUUCGUGUUUGUGAGAGGACAAAAUGUCUUGUCAGAAUUUAGAUGUGUUGUGUUUGGCGCGCACAGUUAGUUACAUAUAGGCCAUUUGUUAUUUGCAUGAACUGAUCUUUGACUACCUGAAUGUCCUUCAGCUACCUGUUUGCAUUAAGUUAUUGUUUCUGCAACUUUAGGUGUUUUAUAACCGUUAGGUUUGGACCAGUUUGUGAAGACACUGUGCACUUCUUAAAAUACCUCGUUGUUCUUAAUCUCAUCCAAAAAAUAAAUAGUUUAUAUAGCACAU